AUGGCCGCCCGCGACCGCUGCGCGAGGCGACGUGCAGACGCGCGCACGCAGGUAGCGUCAGCAGAGAAGUUGGUGCUCCUGCUCGUGGGACUGCAGCUGUGUGGCGGGCAGGCCUACCGCCAGCAGUACGCGAGGCGCUACAGACAGGCCGCGUUCCACACCCCAGCUGGCGGCUUCCACAGCGCACCUAGCCUGCCCCCCUUCCUCCACGGGCAGUACCUCAAAUCUGGCGCUCAUUUUGUGCCCAUCAGAGGAUUACAUAAGAGAUUAGCACUGAGUUCCCACACUGCAUUUGGAAACGGGAAGCACGAUAAUAUUGCACCCAGCCUUGAAGUGUCACCUCUGCAAAGUGGUUUCCACGUAAAACCUUUAGAUGCGCACGCCAUGAGCUCCCAAGGAGGUGCCAGCCCAGAGACACUCCACGUUCCAGCGAGUGGUCUGGUUGGCUAUGAUGUUGGAAAUACUCAGGAGGCAUACACUAGCAGCCUAAACCAGAUGCAACUGCCUGGUUCUGGUGAUUUUCAUUAUGGAAGUGGCGCUCCCAUUUUUGGAAAUCUGGGUUACCAGCCAGGUUUCGGAACGGAUAAUGAAGAAAAAUCUGUCGGCAGAGUUACAAUGCAGGUUUACCGUGGCCCUACGAUGAAAGCUGGCCACAGUCACUUUGCACCCUGGGGCUACUACGUGUGGCAGCCAAGUGGUACUGAAACUUCGCACAAUGCCUUUGACCAUAUUUAAAUUGUGUGUGUGAGCGUGUGUUUGUGUGUAAAUUAAAUGAUAGCAUUCGUCGCGGAGUGCUUUAGGUCUCAGCAUCAACAGCGAAUUAGAAUAAAUUGUUGUGAACUGGAAAAAUGAAACAAUAUGUCAUUCCACUGUUGCUUUAAAUGAUUAGCAUUAAGAUGCCAUCAUGGUAAUUUGAUACAUAUACAAGAAAACCUGUACAUUGUCGAUAAAAUUUUCUCGCACUUCCAGCCACGUCUAAUGGUUAAAUGUCCACAAGUUUUCAGCCAAUUGCUCCUCAGUUAAUGGUGACUUUCUGGUCAUUGCUGCUGCUGUCCUCCUAUGACGUCACUGGUGCUCACUCCUGCCCCGUGUCGACUAUAUAAGAGGGAGAGCUGCAAUCACGCGGCAGUCACCACUUGACAGUUGCCGAGGAGCAAUCGGCAGAAAACUCAUGGACUUUUGAUCACUUGAUGUUGCUGGAAGCUUGAAAAACUUUUCUCAGUACAUAUCACCAUGAGACCGUGUGUUCAUAGAAAUACGUUGUUGACGCUUUCUAGAACUCAUGUACGAUAUUAAUUCUUAAUAAUUAUCAAAAUGUAUUUUCACAAUGAAAGAAAAUGGUCAUAAUAGCUUCAAUCCUUCUCGCUUUAAAAAGUAGUGGUAAAAGAAAUGAAUUCCGUAUUCUCAAAGUUGGUGACAGAAGAGCGCGUUAAUUAACUUUAAGAGAUAUUACUAAUCCCUUAACAGAUUAAAUCAAUACAUCAUUUCUAUUCAUAAUUAAAUUUUGUAGCCAGACAGAUUUACUCAUUUGUUUGUAUAUGCUUGAUGUGGGUACAGACCCAAAGGAUGCAUUGCAACCAGAGAGUUAUUUGGAAACAGCGACUCUUCUCUUCACACCAAAGGAAAUCCAUUCCAUGAACACAAACAUAUAAAUAAUAAAUGUAAAUAUAAAUAUGAAUACAGUUAAACUGCUAUGAGGGGACCUACAUAGAUCAACAAUAUUAAUAUAUAUGC
Schistocerca cancellata (South American locust) is the source of this 1734-nucleotide messenger RNA. RefSeq lists its product as uncharacterized. The coding region runs from base 1 to 735 and encodes 244 amino acids. NCBI's taxonomy places the organism in Eukaryota, Metazoa, Arthropoda, Insecta, Orthoptera, Acrididae. The transcript has 3 exons. The record is from RefSeq and is a predicted model, not a curated record.